Molecule: messenger RNA, 2175 nt
Organism: Pedinophyceae sp. YPF-701
Lineage: Eukaryota; Viridiplantae; Chlorophyta; Pedinophyceae
Source: the annotation of a GenBank genome assembly
AUGAGCGGCGGCACGCUGAUUGCCGGCGCGGCAAAAGGGGCCGCAUACGUUUACAAGCGCGGCAGCGACAGGUCGUGGACUCAGACGGCCAAGAUUGCCGUGAACGCCACGGACGAUCGGCGAUUUGUCGGUGCAUUAAGGACUGGCCUCAGCGGCGACGUCGCGUUCUUCGGGGACUACAUCGACAGCGACAACGGGCAACAAGCCGGCUGCGUCUACGUGUUCCAGGAGCAGCCUGACGGGUCGUGGGCGCAAACCGACAAGCUUCUGGCCGAAGACGGGGCGGCAGGCGACAGAUUCGGGUUUUCGCUCGAGAUGAGCGGGCGUGCGGCUGUUGUCGGCGCCCCGAAUCACCAGACCAACGCCGGGGCAGCGUACGUGUACGAACGGGCGCAAGGCUCCUGGGAGAUGGCUGCCAAGCUUGCGCCGGACAAUGCCGGCGCGGAGCAGUUCGGGCGGACCGUGGCAAUCAGCGGCGGCAUCAUCAUCGUCGGAGCCAACAGCUUCGGAGUAGCAGCAUACGUAUUCGAGCACGGGACAGACGACUCCUGGUCGCAGACGGCACGGCUGGUUCCGGAGACCGACCGGUCAAACUACAAGGGCGCAAACGUGGCGGUCAGCGGCCACACGGCCGUCGUCCACAGCGAAGGGUCCUUCACGUCAGGACACUUCAUCUACAUCUUCGAGCGGCAGGCCGACAGGUCAUGGUCCCGGGCCGCCCGGCACAGGUCUCCGAAUCCCUGGGCGCAGGAAGUUAGGAGCUUCUUUGGCUGGGCGAUCUCGGUGUCUGGCAGCAUCGUCGUCGUGGGCGAUGUACGGAGCAAGAGUAUCACCGUAGAGUACCAAGGAACGGAAAACGGCUUCGCCCACGUGUACCAGCGGGCAAGCAACGGGUCGUGGCCGGAGGUCGCCGAAAUUGUCCCCAGAGAUACUCUGACGAGGGACAACUUCGGGGCAAACGUUCUCGUCAGCGGCAGCACGGUGCUGAUAUCUGCAACGCGCGCGGACUUGAACGGCGCCGAGUCCGGUGCGGUGCACGCGGUCGACCUGCUCGCGGUCUUCUCCCCGCGGAAUGACUGCCCGCGGAGCACGACCUCGGCCGAUCCGGAGCUCGUCAGCGCCUGCGAGGACGCCGAUGGAGACGGCGUGGUGAACUGGCUGGACAACUGCCCCGCUGAUGCCAACCCCGAGCAGAGCGACGGUGACGGGAACGGCGUGGGCGACGCGUGCCAGGCGCUGCCAACCACCGCCCCGCCGACGACGACAGCCGCCCCGACGACCACACCGGCCCCGACAACGACGACAGCUGCGCCGCCAACGACUGCUGCACCGAGGACGACUGCAGCGCCGGCGCCGACGCGUAGGCCAUUCCCGACGCCAACAUUUGCGCCUCGUCGGCCGUCCAGCCCCACCCAGGCCCCUUCAGCGCCAGUACAAACAAGCGGACCGGUACAAACUAGGGCGCCGGUGCCCACGCAGCCUCCGCCGACCGACCCGCCCCAAGUGUUCCGCUUCACCCUGAGCCUCUCCAUCCAGUUCACGGAGACUCCGACGCCGGAAGCUCUCAGCCAGGUGGAGUUCGCGCUGCGGGAGUGGAUCAACGUCCCGGGCGACGUCACCAUGUCCGUGUCCAUCGUUGCGGCAACAAAGCGCCGAUUGCUGCAAGGGGCCACAUAUGCGGUUUCGGCGUCCUUCGAGACGCGGAGCCAGGCGUCCGCGACGACAGUGCACCAGCGCACGUCCACCAGCGCUGCUGCCACGCCUGCGGGUCUCGAGCGCGGGCUCGCAGACAGGACAGGCAUCACUGCUGUUGUCAGCGACAUUGGCGUGUCGUCAGUCGAGUCAGGCCGCGCCGAGGAGCCGACCGCGGGCCAGACGUCAGCCGCGGGGGGAUCAUCGUCCUCGGGAGCGGGAGUAGUGGUCAUCGCUGCCGCGGCAGGCGGCGCGGGGGUGGUCGUUUUGGUUGUCGCGGGCGCCGUCGUUGCUGUCGUGCAGACAAAGAGACUCAAAAGGGCUGCGCCGGAGGCGGCGGCAGCUAGCGGAGGUGACUGUGGUGCGCAGGCGAAGGAGGACGACGCCCCGGAUGUGCGUCCGUCAGCCCCCCCAGCCGCGUCGCCCACCAACUCACCAAGGGGGGGAGUCAUGGGGGACUCAGGGAAGUGGCAGCUCAGCUGA